Merops nubicus (carmine bee-eater) is the source of this 588-nucleotide messenger RNA. It is a transcript of the gene ARL11, whose product is annotated as ADP-ribosylation factor-like 11. The record is from RefSeq and is a predicted model, not a curated record. Gene Ontology annotation, biological process: intracellular protein transport; vesicle-mediated transport. Gene Ontology annotation, cellular component: cytoplasm. The transcript has a single exon. NCBI's taxonomy places the organism in Eukaryota, Metazoa, Chordata, Aves, Coraciiformes, Meropidae. Bases 1 to 588 code for a protein of 195 amino acids. Gene Ontology annotation, molecular function: GTPase activity; GTP binding.
AUGGGGAAGCUGAUCUCCAAAGGGCGGCACAAGAGAGACGCUCAAGUUGUCAUGCUGGGGCUGGACCUCGCUGGCAAAUCCACUCUCCUGUACAAACUGAAGGGCAGCCAGGCUGUGGAGACCUGCCCGACGGUGGGCUUCAACGUGGAGUCUCUGCAAACACCCUGUGGUGUAUCCUUCACCCUCUGGGACGUUGGAGGGCAAGGCAGCCUGAGGGCAAGCUGGCCUGACUACCUGGAGGACACCAACGCCCUCAUCUUUGUGCUGGACAGCACGGACACGGCCCGGCUGCCUGAAGCCUUGGCAGCACUGGAGGAAGCCCUGAGCCACCCCAGCGUGGCUGGUGUCCCUGUCCUCCUCCUGGCCAACAAGCAGGAGGCGCCAGGAGCCUUGGCUCCCACCGAGCUGGAGGAGAGGCUGCGGCAGGGGCGGCUGGGGGGGCGCCGCUGGGUGCUCCAGGGGUGCAGCGCCCACACCGGGCAGGGCCUGCAGGAGGUCCUGGCUGUCUUGGGAGAGCUCCUGCGGGGUGCAGAGCAGAGAUCCCCAUCCCCAGAGCAGCCCCUUGCAGGGCAGGUGGGCAGGAGGUGA